Molecule: messenger RNA, 684 nt
Organism: Miscanthus lutarioriparius
Lineage: Eukaryota; Viridiplantae; Streptophyta; Magnoliopsida; Poales; Poaceae
Source: the annotation of a GenBank genome assembly
AUGUGCUCAAUAACGAGGCUCGCGUUUGUGCUUGCACUGGCUAUAGCCUCAUCAACUGAGGUUGCAGAGAGCAGAGAUUUUAAUAUCUUGGCUCAGGGCAGCUUGCCUGAUGCAGCCAAGGGACUAGGUCUAACUGCAUCCAGUGGAAAGCUGUGUCAAUUAUGUGAGCAGUACUCAACUGAGGCACUUUUCUAUCUCACACAAAACGAAACACGGACUGAAAUUCUUAGCAUUCUACACCAUGAAUGUGCAAGCCUUGCCCCUCUGAAGCAGCAGUGCAUCACGCUGGUCGACUACUAUGUACCCCUUUUCUUCCUCGAGGUUUCCAUGGUUACCCCUGAAAAGUUCUGUGAAUCGAUGCAUCUCUGCAAGAAGGGGAUGAAGAUUAGCCUACCCACUCGGGAGGGUACUUGUGGUUUAUGCCACCAUGUUGUUGUUGAAAUUCUUGUCAUGGUUAAAGAUCCCAACACGCAGCUGGAAGUAAUCGACCUACUCACCAAAACAUGCAGCAAGGCGCAGAACUAUGAACAGCAGUGCAAGCGGCUGGUCCUCAAGUAUACCCCACUGAUUCUGGUGAAGAGCCAGAAAUUCCUUGAGACAACGGAUGUCUGCUCUGCGAUACAUGCAUGCAAAGCAGGCACACAAGCAUCAAUGGAAGCUAUGCCUCUGUCUGCCACUUUGUGA